This is a messenger RNA of Scleropages formosus (Asian bonytongue), 1963 nucleotides long. RefSeq names its product cytochrome P450, family 26, subfamily A, polypeptide 1 (gene cyp26a1). Gene Ontology annotation, molecular function: iron ion binding; oxidoreductase activity, acting on paired donors, with incorporation or reduction of molecular oxygen; monooxygenase activity. The record is from RefSeq and is a predicted model, not a curated record. Gene Ontology annotation, biological process: sterol metabolic process. The transcript has 7 exons. The coding region runs from base 249 to 1727 and encodes 492 amino acids. Lineage: Eukaryota; Metazoa; Chordata; Actinopteri; Osteoglossiformes; Osteoglossidae.
AGAGGGGCGGUGGGCGUGGCUUGGCGACGGGGCGUGGCUUGGCGGCGCGGCGCGGCUCGGCAUGACUCCGCAAUUAAAGAUGAACUUUGCGUGAACUAAUUUAUCGGAGCAAAAGGUAACAAGAGGCCGAGACCCGGGGAACCGGUAUAAAAGGAGGUAUAAAGAGAACGACUCACCACUCGAGGUCACGUCUUGGGGGAGCGCAUCUCCAGCUUUUGACCCCACCCCCCCCCCCCCUGCACGCCACGAUGAGCUUCUGCACGCUGUUCGCCACCUUCCUCUGCACCGUCGUGCUGCCGGUGCUGCUCUUCCUUGCGGCCGUCAAACUGUGGGACGUGUACAUGGUGCGCAAACGGGACCCGAGCUGCCGGAGCCCCCUUCCCCCGGGAACCAUGGGCUUGCCCUUCCUUGGGGAGACCCUCCAGCUGGUUCUGCAGAGGAGAAAGUUCCUCCGGAUGAAGCGGCAGAAGUACGGAUUUAUUUACAAGACGCAUCUCUUCGGCAACCCCACCGUGCGCGUCAUGGGAGCCGAGAACGUGCGGCACAUCCUGCGUGGAGAGCACCGGCUGGUGGAGGUGCAGUGGCCGGCGUCCGUGAGGACCAUCCUGGGCUCCAACACGCUGUCCAACAUGCACGGCAGCGAGCACAAGAGCAAGAAGCGGGCGAUCCUGAAAGCCUUCGCGCGUGACGCCCUCGAGCACUACGUGCCCGUCAUCCAGGAGGAGGUGAGGGCCGCCCUGGACGAGUGGCUGCACUGCGACUCGUGCGUGCUCGUGUACCCCGAGAUGAAGCGCCUCAUGUUCCGCAUCGCCAUGAGGAUCCUGCUGGGCUUCGAGCCUCAGCAAAUCAAGGCCAACGAGCAGCAGCUGGUGGAGGCAUUUGAGGAGAUGAUCAAGAACCUCUUCUCUCUGCCCAUCGAUGUCCCCUUCAGUGGCUUGUAUCGGGGUCUCAAGGCUCGUAACGUCAUCCACUCGAAAAUAGAAGAAAACAUAAAAAAGAAGAUGCGGGAGAGAGGUGAUGCGUCAAAGCACAAAGAUGCUCUUCAGCUGCUGAUUGACAACGGCAAGAAAAGCCAGGAGCCGCUCAGCAUGCAGGAGAUUAAGGAGUCUGCCACUGAACUGCUAUUUGGUGGUCAUGAGACCACAGCCAGCACUGCGACCUCCAUGGUGAUGUUUCUCAGUUUACACCCGGAGGCUGUCCAGAGCAUCAGACAGGAGCUGCAGGAGAAGGGGUUACUGGGAAAAUGCUCAGAAGAGAGAAGGCUGAACCUGGAGAUACUGCAGCAGCUGAAAUACACAAGCUGUGUCAUUAAGGAGACUUUGCGGCUAAACCCACCGGUGCCAGGAGGCUUCCGUGUGGCUCUCAAGACAUUUGAGCUCAAUGGUUACCAGAUUCCCAAGGGAUGGAAUGUCAUUUACAGCAUUUGUGACACCCACGACGUUGCGGACCUCUUCCCUGCUAAAGAGGUGUUCCAGCCAGAGAGGUUCAUGACCGCAUCUCCUGACUUCUCAUCGCAGUUCAACUACAUCCCCUUCGGGGGAGGCUCCAGGAUGUGUGUGGGCAAGGAGUUUGCCAAUGUCCUGUUGAAGACCUUCUUAGUGGAGCUGACCUCACGGUGCAACUGGACUCUGUCCAACGGACCCCCGACAAUGAAAACUGGCCCCACGGUUUAUCCGGUGGACAACCUCCCUACAAAGUUUGUGAAAUACAUUUAUAAGGAGUGUUAGCGCCGCGCUGUAAAAAGCUGUACUCGGCUUUAGAAUCGGCCGCGUAAUUUACUUCUUGAUGUGUACAUCUAAUCGAUAUUUAUAUGAACUCGUGUAUUUUUGUAUACAAAGUUAAAUGCGUCUCGAAGCUCUCGCUCAUUGCUUUUAAAACGUGUAUAUAAUGUACAUUUGUAAUGUGGGUAUUGCAUUUUGUAUUUACUCAACUUAUUUAAAUCAUUGUAUGGGUUCUAUUAAAC